Messenger RNA from Amaranthus tricolor (Joseph's coat), 3139 nucleotides. RefSeq lists its product as uncharacterized. The transcript is spliced from 3 exons. The record is from RefSeq and is a predicted model, not a curated record. Bases 184 to 1938 code for a protein of 584 amino acids. NCBI's taxonomy places the organism in Eukaryota, Viridiplantae, Streptophyta, Magnoliopsida, Caryophyllales, Amaranthaceae.
AAUAAAAUUACGUUUAGGUCAUUUGCUCGGUUCUAUCAUUGUUAGCGUCGUAUUUGUACCAUUCUUUAGCAAACCUAAUUCGCCAACCCCUUUUAAGUUUUAUCAUUCAUAUUGUCUUUCCUUUAAUUUUUAUUUAUUAUUUUUUUUUCUGAAUUCUUGGUUUCAUAAUUCGCAUAAUCCGCCAUGAAAAUUAGUUCGCUUUCAUCCAAACGCAAGGCUAAAAGCUCUCAGAAACAUAGCAAGAAGAAAACUAGAAGCAGUAGGGAGAAAACCAAGAAAUUGAAACAACGGGAACGGGAACGUUCAAUUUCGUGUUCAGAUGAAGAUUUGGUUUCGAUUUCAUCAUUAUCGUGUUCUAGAUCAGGGGAUGGUAUGAGGAGUAAAAAGAGGGGUAGGUCUAGGGACAGGAAGGGUAGGAAAGAUAACAAGAAGAACAAAAGAAUCUGUUUGGUGAGUGAGUUCAGUGGCGAUGAUGAUUCUGGCCGCGUUAAGAAAGUGAAAAGAUUGAAAAAGAAUCGAAGUUCUGAUUCUAGGAAAAAACUGCAUGUGAAAAAGCGACGAAGGGAUCGUAGUUUAAGUUCUACUAGGAGUCGCCGGUCUAGGAGUGGGGAACCAAGUGAUGAUAUUGACAGAGAGUUCGUGGACAAGGCAGAAUUGAAGGAACGAAAGGGGAGAGAGAAAAUUAAGGAAAGUAGUGAGAGUCAAAAGAGAAGUAGGCAUAGGUCCAGAAGUUGCUCGCCUUGUAGUUUGCAUAGUGAGGAGAAGAUUAGAAUUCCAAAGAGAUUGAAAUCUGUUAUUGUGGUUGCCAAAGAGAUAGAAGCAAUUGAGGAAUUAGAAUCAAACAAGGAUGAUGGGGAUAAAGAUCAAAUUGUUUUUGAUUAUGAUGACUAUCCUAGCAAGAGUGUUGAUAGUAAUGAUGGGGUUAGUGUAAGAGAAGCAGUACCCAAUUUAUUUGAUGUUAGUUCGAAGAAACGGUCUAUGGAUGAGCCAGAGAAGGAAUUUGAUGUUUCUCAUGCCAAGGCUUUGGGAGUUGUAGAUGUCGAAAGACAGCUUGUAAAGAAGAGUGGUGAAAUAAUCCCAAGUACUGUUAGAUUAGUGCAUGAUUUUUCGAUUGGGAAUAUUAAUGAGGUUACUCCUAAUUCUAGCUCACACCAUGCUGAUCUUGAAACUAUUUUAAGAAAAAAAGCAUUGGAAAAUUUACUGAAGCGCCAAGGAAAAAUGUCCACAAUGAAUUCAGCCAUUAAGAAACCCAAACUUGAUAUUGAAGUGAAAAAGCUUUCUAUUUUGGACGCUCAACCUGUUGAUCGGCCUCUUGAGGGAAAUACUAAAUCUGUGCAAAAUCUAGAGAAGGCUAUUGAUGAUGUUAAAUAUUUUUCUACUAAUUUACCUUGUCCUUUAGUAGGUCCUUCAAAAAUUACUAAUGCACAUCUCCCGAGCACGAAGAUUGAAACUGUCUAUUCACAAGAAAAGAGUAAGAACCCCUGUGAUUUUCUUAAUAGCAGACCUGAUGCUAACUUAUCCUCAUCUAGGAAAGGAUUUUAUGGAGCAAAGAACACCUGGAAGCGACAUUUGCUCCCACAUGAAUCUUCACAGAAGAACCUGUCCUCACCUAGAGAAAUGAUAGUAAAAGAUUCUAAACAAGAAAUGACAUGUCAGCCUAAAUUAUCAGAACCACAAAAAACAAUAAGUAAUGAUUUUGCUUCUUCGAAAUUUGAUUCCGAAGUUAGCACCAGAAUAGUUGAAGCUCUUACACAUACAGAGCCUUCCACCUCUGAAGUAGAAAACAAGAAUGAUAAGACCAAUUCAACUGACGAAGAGGCGCAAUUCCAGAACAAGACAAUGUCUGUCAUGCGGGGUGGUGAAAUGGUACAGGUUAGCUACAAGGUUUAUAUCCCGAAGAAAACCCCUGCUCUAUCAAGAAGGCAACUGAAACGAUGAUCCUUAUUGUUUUGAUGGCAUGGAUUGUCUCACAAGAAUGGUAAGUUUCCUAAACGUGGAAAAGAGCCUUGGUUUAUGUAGCUAGAGGAAUUCUCCUUGUUGAUAUAGAAAUGAGAAGGCAAGUUAUGAUCAGAUUCUGAUGAUAGACAGUGGCAGGUUUAGUCUUUAAAAAUCUCUAAUAGUUUAUCUGUUCUUACUGCUGCUUUUACUUUUCUUGAUGAAUGUAGGUUAGGUAGUCCAAUACUAACAAACCCUUUUAUUGCUUCUGAACUGCUGAUGUUAGAAAAGCUGAUGCUGUACACGUCGGCUUUAAUAUUGUUGUACGAGUGUUGUGUAAUGAGUAUAGUUGAAUAGUACUCUAAUGAUCCGUUUUGUGGAGCAGAUGGUUAUAGUGUUCCAGUUUUCUGUUCCUGUCCUUUGUUGAUGUCUUGAGAUAUUUGCAUCUAGUAUUUGAUGAUAGCUGAUCUGGGUAAUUUGUGUAAUAAAUGUUUCUCAAUAUAAUGAAUUUGAUGCAAAUGGCGCAUAAUGUAUGUUGUGUUUAUAGUUAGAUUGCAUGUCCUUAACUAGCAAGCUUGGUUCAAUGGAUAAGAGCCUUACCUUACAUUUGAGUUAAGGGCGCUAGGGGUGGAUGAAAAAUUCCUUUACCACACUCCCCUACAUGCAAAUGCUGGAUCCACUUGAUGUCGCCAAUACACCGUGCUAUCUGCUCCAACAAAAGAUAGAAAGAAACAGCACCAAUAACGGUGCUAGAGCCUUGGUUCUAAAAGAUUGAGGCCGGCUACAUGAACCAAUGUAUCAGUUUGAAUGGUCGUCCACAUGGAUUCUUCUCCUCCAUUUCCGAUUUUCUACAAUUUCAAUUUGUAAGUAAGUUAUAUUUAUAUUCAUUUUCGCUCCUGUCCUCUUAGUCAUCUUGAUCUUUUUUUCUCGUUUUUUAUCUUCCUUACCGGUUAGGCAGUUCUCUAAUAUCCCAUCUGUGCACAUGUGACAUGUCCAACUCGUGUGCUUUGUCUUGCUCCGACAUAGUAUGAAUCCUCGUGACUUCAACUCUUUUCUCCAUCGUUCUAACUUAGCAUAUACCCUUUGAUCUCAUUUACCAAAACAAUAUCAUUAGCAAACACCAUGUAACAAGGUAUGUCUCCUUGUAUCUAUCGAGUAAUCUAAUACGGGACUGCUGCGGAAAAUAAGAAAAAGAAGAGAAAAA